Molecule: messenger RNA, 1712 nt
Organism: Pelagomonas calceolata
Lineage: Eukaryota; Pelagophyceae; Pelagomonadales; Pelagomonadaceae
Source: the annotation of a GenBank genome assembly
CCUCAAUUUAGUCUGCGAGUAGAGCGCGCUUCUUGCCCUGUAGACUCUCGUUUGACGCUCAAUCGCUGCAUACACUCGCUGAACCAGCAAUGAUGCUCGCGCGUGCAUCACUGCGACCGCUGCGCUGCGCAGCCAAGCGCUCCCUGGCCGUCGACGCCGCGCAGCUAGAGGACACCGCAGCCCAGCUCCUCAAGCGCCACGGCGUGGCAGGCGUGCAGGCCGCAGUGAUCGAUGCCGGAGAAGUCAUCCCUGUGAACGGAGGCCUGGCCGACGUCGCAAGCGGGACGCCGGUCGCCUCUACCACGCUCUUCCAGCUCGCGAGCUUAUCAAAGCCGGUCGCGGCGCGCCGCGCGCUCACUCGCUUCGACGCCGACGCGGCCGUAAACCCAUUGCUGGCCGCGCACGGCUCGCCCUGGCGCAUCGAGGGCCAGGACGGCUGGGGCGACGCCGUCACCGUCUCCCACUUGAUCGACCACUCGGCGCUCGGCCUGCACUACGUGCCGGGCGUCCCGGAAAGCGAACCAAAACCUUCGUCGCUCGAGCUGGUCUCGGGCCGGGCGGAAGAGUGGGGCUACGCGGCCGUCGAGUGCGUCAAGAAGCCGGGCUCGGCCUUUGCGUACUCGGGCGGCGGCUUCCUCGUGCUCCAGCACCUCCUCGAGUGCGCGCUCGGUCCCGAGAAAGCUUUGGCGCCGUGCGGCGGCCGCUUCGGCUACGAGCUGGACGGCGCGCCGACCGGCGAGAGCCUCGUCGACUUCGGCUUCGACGUGCCGGAAGGACAGACGCACGCGGUCGGUUAUCGCGACGGCGGCGAGGUUCUGGGUAGGCUCUGGUUCCCGCCGUUCGCCGCCGGCGCCAUGGGCACGGCGAGCGGGCUGGGCGAGUGGCUCUGCGGGCUAUCAAAGGCGCACCGGGACCGCGGCGACGGCAUGCACGCCGUCGCCAGGUUGAUGCUCGAGCGGCGCAGGGAUUUGGGGGCCGGCGCCUUCAUGGGCGCGCGCAUGGGCCGCGGGAUUUUUAUCAGGGAUGUCGCGUCCGGUGCUGUUCCGCGCGAAUAUUGAGCUCGACGUUGACGCCAUCGACGGCAUCGUUCCAUGCAGGCGAUCCGCGGAGCCCGGACCGGUGGAUGCUCCACCAAGCGGCCAACGACGGGUUUACGGCUGUGUGGAAAUCAAAAUUUUACGGCGCGUUCGUGCUGAAUCAUCGCGUCGUCCUCCACGCCAUCGACGCGACGCCUGCUCGAUGGCGUGGCGAUGCUGGUUCCUCGCCGCUCGACCGAGCCAGGACGGCCGCGCCAUCGCCGAGAAAUGACAAGUGAAGAAUUUUCGGGUGCACCCGACACACUUUGAUUUUUACACAGGUUUAGGGGAUUGUUUCUGGUCUGCUUCGAUGGUCCUUCCGCCGCGAACGGUCCCCGCGGCCUCGUCGUCCUGUCAAAUGGCGAUAACGACGCCAUGCUCUUCAACAUGGCCAUGGCGCGGGCCAUGCUCGAAGCGCUCGAGCCGGCCGGCUUUGACCUGGGCCGCGUCCCGGACGUCGCCGCGGGCUUCGACACCGCGGGCAUGCGCCAGGAGGAGAUCGUGAACCUCGGCUUCAAGGGACUCGUCCUGGACGCGUUCGCGGAGGCGCCCGGGUUCGAGCUCGGGAAGUGAGACGCGCGUGGCGCCCGAAUUCUACCCCCCUAGGCGUACAUAGUAUUAUUGUGCUUAUUUUCC